Debaryomyces fabryi is the source of this 588-nucleotide messenger RNA. RefSeq lists its product as uncharacterized. Gene Ontology annotation, biological process: transmembrane transport. The annotation marks the transcript as partial. The transcript has a single exon. Lineage: Eukaryota; Fungi; Ascomycota; Pichiomycetes; Serinales; Debaryomycetaceae. Gene Ontology annotation, cellular component: membrane. The record is from RefSeq and is a predicted model, not a curated record. Gene Ontology annotation, molecular function: ATP binding; ATPase-coupled transmembrane transporter activity.
AUGCAUGGGUGGUGUCGUUGGAUUAAUUAUCUUGACCCUAUUGGUUAUGCCUUCGAAGCUUUGAUUGCAAAUGAGUUCCAUGGACGUGAAUUUAAAUGCGCACAAUUUGUUCCUUCUGGUCCAGGAUACCCAACGUCUGGUGAUUCUAUAAUUUGUUCCGUUGUUGGUGCCGUAACUGGCAGGGAUUAUGUGAGUGGAGACGCUUAUAUUAAUGAACAGUAUGUGUAUUACUGGAGUCAUAGAUGGAGAAAUUGGGGAAUUGUUGUAGCCUUUGUUGUUUUCUUUUUAGUUGUGCAUAUUAUGAUAUGUGAAUAUAACAAGGGUGCUAUGCAAAAAGGAGAAAUAUUAUUGUUCCAAAGAAGUACUUUGAAGAAAAAUAGGUUGAAGCGGAAGGAUAUUGAAAGUGGAAAUAUUGAAAAAGUUGAUCCAGUAUCCAAUAAUGAAAAAACCUUCGAUAAUGAAAUGGAGAGCAGAUUACCUUCAGCUGGAGAUAUAUUUCAUUGGCGUAAAUUAACUUACCACGUUAAAAUCAAAUCAGAAGAUAGAGUGAUUUUGAAUGACGUUGAUGGAUGGGUUAAGCCUGGCCAG